Phyllopteryx taeniolatus (common seadragon) is the source of this 9065-nucleotide messenger RNA. RefSeq names its product heat shock transcription factor 4 (gene hsf4). The coding region runs from base 1411 to 2739 and encodes 442 amino acids. Gene Ontology annotation, biological process: regulation of DNA-templated transcription. The transcript has 13 exons. NCBI's taxonomy places the organism in Eukaryota, Metazoa, Chordata, Actinopteri, Syngnathiformes, Syngnathidae. Gene Ontology annotation, molecular function: sequence-specific DNA binding; DNA-binding transcription factor activity. The record is from RefSeq and is a predicted model, not a curated record.
CAGAACACUUUGGAGACAGAAAGACAUUGACAAAAAAAAACAGUUACUGAGCAGUAAAGGGUUGCUAGUUAUCUGGUAAUGCCGGUAAAUUUUUUAUUUUUUAUUUUUUGACAAUUGUGCAAAAAGAUGCAGAGUCCUCUCACACUUAGAGCAGUUCGAAUGACUAAUAUUGCAAUAGUCCGGUGCAAUGACCAUUGUGCAAAGGGCGCUGAGACUUCAAGGAGUGUAUGCGGUUUAAAGUGACGAGUUGUGCGAUAAUCUGGGACAAUGUUGGUUGUGCAAAUGUUACAGAUACUCCUCAAUCAGUGUGCAAAUGGAGCAGAUGCUACUCUGGCAUGAGUGGCCAGUAUAUGCAAAUAGUGCAGCAUGGCGAGACAACUACAGUGAGUGCACGAGUAAUACAUAAUUGGCCCCACAGAAAUGUGACAACGUACUCAAGUCAAAAAAUUGCCAACAUGCUGUAAUGGAAUUGUAGGUUAGGUGUUUAAGAAGUUGAUUUUUUUCCAUUUAUAUCCAUGUUAGCCUUUAUCCAAAACUAUAAACUGCCCGAGGAGGCUAUAUAUGAAAUAAGACACCCACUGCCCAGGGAUCCUUUGUACACAAGUGGUAAACAAUUUUAAUUUAAUACUACUGAUAACAGACAUUAGUCAGUUUACAAAGUCAUUACACAAAUUCCCAUUUAGUCCCAAUUGUGUAGAGCCAGGACCUCUCAGUGACUUAGUCAGAACAUGAUUUUUAUAUUUUAGUAACUCUAUAUCCACAACAACAUUGAGGCAUGUUUGAACACCUCAGCAGCAUUAACUUUAAUAGAACUGUACUGAAUUACAGUCCACUAGUAGGUGAUUGGAAAUUGGCAGAUUGCCCAAGCUUUUGUAUGGAUGCUGAUUGUUUUAGUCUAUAUUGUCAACUGGAGGCCAGGGGAUGCUUGUGUGUGUGUGUGUGUGUGUGUGUGUGCGCGAGUGCACGUGCACGUGUGCGUGUGUGUGGUAGGGUUGGGUUUGAAUUGUGUGGGUGCUGACAAGGACCUUCUAUGAUGACAUUCAGUUGAAUGAUGGUGGGGCAGAAAGAGGAGAGAGGGGGUAGAAAAAUUAAAGGAAUAACUGAAAACAUGUACUGAGAGAUUAAUGCAGAUGUUUUGAGGAUAUUUGACAAGCCAGUGAAGACAAGUGACGGUAAAUACAAAGCUGGACAUAACAAACAAGGUGCGCUUGUGCUUGACAGGCAUGGAAUCAAAUAGACUGAGGCAAACUUGGGAAUAUCAGUAACCGAUUUCCACAAGUGGAUUUCUCCAACAUGGACUAGUGUGGGGAACUGGCACAUAUACAUAUACUGUAUACAGGCGUUCCUCAGUCUCACACACAAACAUCUGGUUUCCUGUUGUGACCGGCUGUGGCAGUGGACCGAGUCAGCAUGCAGGAGUCUCCAGGUGCUAUGGGUGUAGAUGGCAGCUACACCAGCAACGUUCCAGCUUUUCUCACCAAACUCUGGACUCUCGUGGAGGAUCCAGAUACCAACCACCUAAUCUGCUGGAGUGCUACUGGGACCAGUUUCCAUGUAUUUGAUCAGGGUCGCUUUGCCAAGGAAGUUCUACCAAAGUACUUUAAACACAAUAAUAUGGCAAGCUUUGUCCGACAGCUCAACAUGUACGGCUUUCGAAAAGUUGUAAAUAUUGAGCAAAGUGGUCUGGUGAAGCCUGAGAGAGACGAUACAGAGUUCCAACAUUUGUACUUCCUCCAGGGACAUGAACAUAUGCUGGAACACAUCAAGAGGAAGGUAUCAAUUGUGAAGAGUGAAGAGACCAAAGUUCGUCAGGAGGACCUCAGUAAACUGCUGUAUGAAGUUCAGCUCCUAAGAACACAACAGGACAACAUGGAGUGUCAGAUGCAGGACAUGAAGCAGCAGAAUGAGGUUCUGUGGAGAGAGGUGGUCUCACUGAGGCAGAACCACACACAGCAGCAGAAGGUCAUGAACAAGCUAAUUCAGUUUCUGUUCAGUCAAAUGCAGUCCAACACACCUGGCACUGUAAGCUUGAAGAGAAAGCUGCCAUUGAUGUUGGAUGACGGCUCUAUUAGCCCCCCUGCCUCCAAGUUCAGCCAUAGUAACCCAAUGGAGCCAAUGCAUGAGUCCUUCUACAUCCAGUCGCCAUCCAAUGAUACUGCUUCAUGUUCUACCACUGGGCUAACAGGUGGACCGAUCAUAUCGGAUGUAACAGACAUGUCUCAAGCCAGCAUGUCUCUACAGAUGCAGCCUGAUGAGACCAGGGAAACGUGCCUGAUGCUUAUCAAAGAAGAGCCUGUCAGUCCAGGAGUGAGAGCAGGACUGAAAGGAGGCAGUGCUGGUGGAGGAGACACACUAGCAUUGAGCUCCUCCUGUGAGGUGUGCUCCUCAGAACCUCCCGUCCUUCCUGUUGCAAUGGUGCAGUCUGUUUUGGAGGAGAGAGGCUCAACCACCACAAUGACAGAGAGAAGGAUUAAGAGAGCUGCUAUGGAAAGAGUGGAGUGUGCUUCUGAUACAGUGGAAAAUAUGGAUAUGAGCCUGGAGGAGUUGCAGCAGCUGAUACUCAGGAGCCAUCAGCAGAGUAACAUGGAUCCAGGGACCAGUACUGUUAUUGAUCCCUUCAGUGUAAACCUUCCUCUGACUGAAUGGAGCUUUAAUGAGAUGGAGACUAACCUCAAAUCAUAUGUGUUCCAAAACCAAGAACCUGAGGCUUUUCCAGCAUCUACUUGUGAAAAACAGUGAUCAGUCUGUGCAGCCACUGACACUUCACCCUGCAUGAAUUUGAUCCUUCAGGCUGGCCAGGCUAUUUCUUGUAUUUGCCUUCUUUGCAAAAAUAUACUUAAGAAAUGCAGAAAUGAUCAUAUUUGUACCAAUUAUGUCUUUUUUUCUUUUUCUUAAAUAGAUUGAUUCAAGUAUAUCUAGCCUAGAGCACUUUAGUCUUUCUGUGAGAGGGACUUCCUACUUAUGGAAGUGACUUAUUCCUCCUAGAAUUUAUUACAAAUGUACACGUCUACAACAAGUGAACAUUUUUAUUUAACAAAAAAUAUUGUGAUUAUCUGAGUGUGUGCAAAUGGGGCGUGGGGCCCUCAUGGUAAUUUUCUGUUUUUUGGUUGUUGUUUUUUUGUCUGAAAAAAUUUAGAUACAAUCAAACUAAUUUUGUGUGUUACACUUAAUGAAAGGCAAGUUGUCUUUAGUAAAAGAAAAUAUUCUCACAAUGAACAAAUGGAGUCAAGCCACUCUAGAAUCCAUUCAGCAACCAUUUUUAAGUAUUAGUAGGACAUAUGAGGUUUAAUAACUAACCCAUGUACUGUGCAUGUGUUAGCCUGACAGGUAGCUAGGGUUGUUUUGUCUAUUUACAUGUGUGGUUUCAAGGACAUAACUGAUGGACUUUUCAAUUUGACUAAACCAACAACACCACAGCAUUUUUGCACAAACUACAGUACAUACAGUUAUGGUAAAAUAUUUUGUUGUUUGUUAAUUACAUUCUACACCUGCUUGUUUAAAGUAGAUGCAAACAUGUCAGAAAGUUAGACACUGCCUUUCAUAGCUUCCGGAUAAUCCUCCUGUGUUUUAAAAAGGGUUCAGUGAGGAGGUUUCUUGAGCAUUUCAUCAGUUACACAGCUAUAAAUUGAAGAAGUGUAGAUUUAUUCUCUGUAAUGCCAUUCAGUUUAAAAUACCAACAUUGCAUUGAUAGAUAUUUUAAAGUUUUCCUUUUGUGCUAGUAUACUUGAGGGGAAGUUAUAAAAAUGAUAUGAAUUGUGCAAUACUGUACAGAAUGCAAUAUGUGGAUGACCAUAGGAAUGUAGGAAAGAGCAACUGUGAGUGGUGGAGUGGAACACACCAAAGUAAGAUGCACAGCAGAAGGAGAAUGACUGCUUGUCCAAAAAACCCCAAGGCAGGAGCAACGUGACUGGGAGGAGGAGGAAUUUCUAUUUGGUUUACUGUUGUUGAUGAGAAUCAGGGCAGCAAUUUACUUUAAAAUUUCGCAAAAAUCUAGCUGAAGGAACUUUUACCCUGAUGCAUUACAGUGUUAUGCCUUAUAAUUGAUCACUGUAUAUUUGAUUUCUAUUUUAACCUGUUGUAAAUAAAAUGGAAACACACUGAAGUUGCAAAAUUAUUUAAAAACAAAAAACACAAACUAUGGCUUCUGCUUUAAAAACUUUUGAGGUAGAUCCUCCUUCCCUGUGCAUGUUAGCUUUGAUGUAUAAUGUGGAAUUGCACUAAACUAAAGUUGUAUAUUUGAAAGUGUACAGUACAUUUAAGAUAGCUUUUAUUUUCUUGUUCCUUACAACAAUGAGUGUUUUUCAGGAGUGACUGCACACAUUCAGCUGCUGUUGUGUUCUUUAUUUAUCUUGUUUUAAUUUUUUAUCAUUUGCACUGGAAAUGAAUGGAUGUGUGUGAAGAUGCAUACUGCUAGAUGAGUGCGGUAUUUGUACCUAAACAAGUGAAAAUAUGGCUGCUGUAAAAGAAAAAGCCUGGCAUCCCCCCAAAGCAUUGUUACACUAUGAAAAAGAAAAGGGAAUUGAAUGCGUCAUCUCUUGUCACCGAAAUAUUUUAUGACUACCAUUAAACACAUAUAAGUGCUUCAAUACUUUUGAAAGUGGGCCAUCAUCAGCUGGAAAUGUGAAUGUGUUGAAUGGCUUUCAUAAAAAGACUAAAGUGCAAUGUUACACAGGGUCAAAUAAACUGGAUAUGUAUUUCACAUGUAAACAAAAUAUUAAAAUACCAAUAAAUUAAAGAAAAGGGAGACUUGAAUGGGACAUUUUCAUUGCAUUUGUCAUAUACUGCCCUGCAGUUCCAUUAUUGGAGCCGGGAGGGCGCUUUGCGUCCUCUCUCUCUCUCCCCCCCCCCCCCCCCCCCCCCCUCCCCUCUCCAUUUUUCCUGUCUCCAAUAAGCCUCAUCACCACCGGUAUAUAAGCCUGCCUGUUCCAGGAAAUCCUCGCCAAAGUAUUGCAGUUACUUCCAGCAGUACCACGGCCCAUUUACCUCACGUAAGUAACUCUAUUCGUCGUUCCCUUUUUUGACUCCUGUGUCUCCUUGUUCUCAGUGUUUUUUCCCGUGUUCCUGAUCCACGUCAUUCCUGCCGCCAAGCCAGCCGCCUGUCCACGCCACCGCCUGCCAACCCACCAAGGACCACCACCAUUACCUUUCCUCAAUAAACUAUUCAUCAUUUUACAUCUGCCUCCGCCUGCUCUUGGAUCCAGCUGCUCUCUAUACGUGACAGAAUACUUUGGCCAUUAUGCACCCAGCAAUUCCGGAGGCACUGAUGAACGCACUCACUCUCCGAGGAGCCCGCAUAGGGAGACAAGAAAAGACUCUCCACGAACUCAUGGAAUCCCUACACUCCCUCACACAACAAGUAUCCCUCCUUUCCUUGACAAUGCUAUCCAGACUUCCACCUGUAAGUACGCAUUCCGAGCCCGCAGCCUCAGAGCCACCCUGCCUCCUGUACAAAGAACCUCAUGUCCCGCCUCCCGAGCCCUACUCCGGGGACCUAGGUGCAUGUAGCCAGUUUUUACUCAUUCAAUUGCUCACUCGUUUGCAACCUUCAACCAUACAGUUAUCCCACCGAUCAAUCCAAAGUAGCUUAUGUCACUAACCACCUCUGCGGCAAAGCAACUAAAUGAUCCACUUCCUUAUGGCAAAACUCCUCCCCGGUACUCCACUCAUUCGAUUCCUUUUCCAACGAACUCCGUAAAUUGUUCGAUCACCCUGUUUAGGGCAAAUUAGCCACCCGUCAUCUCCUCACGCUCACGCAGGGCGCUAAAUCAGCAGCGGAAUAUUCCAUAGAGUUUCGAUAUUGGCGGGUGAAUGUGGGUGGGAUGACGCGGCACUUAGGGGGAUUUUUUCUAAUGGCCUUUCCGAGCAGCUCAACGAUGAGCUAGCAGUCCGGGACGAGCCCUCCUCUCUCGAGGAUGUCAUUGGCCUUUCCAUCCGUCUGGAUAACAGACUGCGACAACGUACACGAGAGAGGGGGGUUCGCUUGCGCAAAAGCCAUCCCACUCCAAGCGCCGUGCAGUCAGCUUCACACCCGCCUCCCGCACAGUCUUCCGCACUUCCGUCACUGCCCGUAGCCACCGAGGAGCCCAUGCAAAUUGCAAAGACACGGUUAGAUCCACAGGAGCGUCAGUCUCUUAUCAACCAGCGGAUGUGCAUCUACUGCGGUCAAUCCGGUCACUUUAUUUUCUCGUGUCCGCUCCGGCCAAAAGACCAGGCUCACCGCGACAAACCUCCAUUCCCUCAAGCUCUCCCUCACGCAUGACCGUUCCCGGUUGCAUUAUAGUUUCUGCUCAUAACACCCCCAUCACUGCCCUGAUUGAUUUUGGUGCCGAUGACAAUUUCAUUCAUAAAGCCAUAGUUCACCAGCUCCAAAUCCCUCUCCAACCACUUGCGUCCCCGAAGAAGGUCACAGCCCUGGAUGGCCGAAUCAUCUCCCCUGUUACCCACCAAACUGUGCCAUUCACCUUGCUUAUUUCAGGAAAUCACCAUGAGAACAUCUCUUUUUGUUAUCCCUGCCCCUGAUACCCCAUUAGUCCUUGGAAUUCCCUGGCUCAAAAAACAUAACGCCACCAUAGACUGGACACACUUAGCCAUCACCGGAUGGAGCCCUCACUGCCACUCACACUGCCUGCUCUGUUAUAUCUCCCUCUGGUAAACCGCCACCCUCUUCCACACCUGUUGACCUCUACAGAGUCCCUGAGGAAUAUCAUGAUCUCUCUCUGGUGUUCCGUAAAGACCUGGCCAUUUCUCUACCCCCUUGCCCCCCCCACCGUCCGUAUGACUGUGCAAUUAAUCUGCUGCCAGGGGCCCCUCUUCCCUCCAGCCAUCUCUACAACCUUUCCCGACCUGAGAAAAGGGCAAUAGAGGACUAUAUCCAUGACUCUCUGGCUUCCGGACUCAUUCAACCUUCCUCUUCUCCAGUUGGGGCCGGCUUCUUUUUUUUUAAAAGAAAGACACCACUCUCCGCCCAUCUAUCGACUACCGUGGUCUCAAUGAUAUUACCGUGAAGAAUAAAUCUCCGCUUCCCCUCAUUGACCCACCGUUUGAACCCCUCUAUGACACCCAGGUAUUCACCAAAUUGGAUCUACGAAGCGCCUACCACCUCAUCCGUAUCAGAGAGGGGGACAAAUGGAAGACCGCCUUCAAUACCCCUCUCGGACACUUCGAGUAUCUGGUCAUGCCAUUCGGCUGAACCAACGCCCCUGCAGUUUUCCAAACAUUUAAUACUGACGUCCUCCAUGACAUGCUCAACCGGUUCGUGUUUGUAUACCUCGAUGAUAUCCUCGUUUUCUCCCGCUCCCCCGAAGAACAUCGCAUCCAUGUAUGCCAAGUCAUUCAGCGUCUCCUUGAAAACCGUCUGUAUGUUAAACCUGAAAAGUGCGAAUUCCACCUCUCAUCUCCAGAGGACAACUACAACCCGACCCUGCCAAGAUCCAAGCAGUCGUUAUAUGGCCCACUCCCACCACCCGCAAAGAACUACAACGUUUCCUUGGAUUCGCCAAUUUCUACCGUCGAUUCAUCCGUAAUUACAGCAAGGUCGCUAUUCCCCUCACUAGCCUCACAUCCACCAGGUCCCUCUUUCAAUGGUCCCCGGCAGCGUCCCAAGCAUUCAGUCACCUCAAGACCUUGUUCACCAGUGCGCCCAUUCUUCGCCACCCCGACCCCUCCCUCCUGUUCGUGGUUGAGGUUGACGCCUCGGACACGGGGGCAGGGGCUGUCUUCUCGCAGCGAGACCCCACGACCCACAAACUUCACCCCUGUGCCUUUUUUUCCCCAUCAUCUGUCCCCUGCUGAAAGGAACUACGACAUCUGCAACCGAGAGCUACUGGCCAUUGUAUGGGACUUGGAAGAGUAGAGGCACAGGCUGGAGGAGACUGAACUACCAUUCAUCAUUUGGACCGACUACAAGAAUCUCUUACCUCCGUUCCGCCAAACGCCUUAACCCUCGACAAGCUCACUGGGCUCUCUUCUUGAGCAGGUUUAAUUGCAAUCUCUCUUUCCGUCCUGUCUCCAAAAACAGUAAACCAGAUGCCCUGUCUUGACUUUACUCACACCCCACCAGCCCUGACCCAACCCAUUCUUCCUUACUCGUGCUUCAUUGGAGCAACCACUUGGCAGAUCGAACAGGUGGUUAAGGAGGCCCAAAAGACUCACCCAAAUCUCAAGACUGGGCCUCCAAACUGCCUGUUUGUACCAGAUUCUGCACGCUCUGACGUUCUUCAGUGGGCUCACAACUCCAAAAUCACCUGUCAUCCUGGCAUCACCCGCACCAUUCAGUUCAUCUGGCAGCAUUUCUGUUGGCCUAGCCUUGUUCAAGACACCCGGGAGUUCGUCCAAGCCUGCUCCGUCUGUGCCCGAGGGGGUUCCAGUAUCUCGUCGACUGGGAAGCGUAUGGGCCGGAGGAGCGGUCUUGGAUUUCCCGGAAGCUUAUACUCGAUCAUACCCUUUUGGAAGACUUCUACGCGGCUCACCCUGGGAAGCCUGGCAGGACGCCGGGAGGCGUCUGUUGAGACGGGGGUACUGUUAUAUACUGCCCUGCAGUUCCAUUAUUGGAGCCGGAGGGCGCUUUGCGUCCUCUCUCUCUCUCCCCCCUCCCCUCUCUGUUUUAAGCACCUGUCUCCAAUCAGCCUCAUCAUCACCGGUAUAUAAGCCUGCUUGUUCCAGGAAAUCCUCGCCAAAGUAUUGCAGUUACUUCCAGUGGUACCACAGCCCAUUUACCUCACGUAAGUCACUCUAUUCCUCGUUCCCUUUUUUGACUCCUGUGUCUCCUUGUUCAGUGUCUCCCCCCGUGUUCCUGAUCCACGUCAUUCCUGCCGCCAAGCCAGCCGCCUGUCCUCACCACUGCCUGCCACCUGUCCACGCCACCGCCUGCCAACACACCUAGGACCACCACCAUUACCUUUCCUCAAUAAACUGUUCAUCAUUUUACAUCUGCCUCCACCUGCUCUUGGAUCCAGCUACUCCCCAUACGUGACAGAAUUGUUUUUUAUCAUACGUCUUCAUCUCAUACAUAUUGUACAUACUUUAUGAUGUAUGCAUGUUUGUAUAAAGUUGACCUUUUGAACCUC